GGUUAAUAUAUUGUCAUGUUCUCUAUCAGUGGAGGAGAGGAUAGUGCUGUGUCACAGAUGAAAGAGGAUGAGGCAAAUAUGGACAUGGGUGAGAAUGAGGAAACUCAGCCUACCACCCCGCGACCACCAUCAACUGGACCACAACAAAAUCCAACACAAGGUGCAGUGAGAUCUCCACGAAGCCGACGCCAACGCACAACUUCUCAGUCACAGACUACAAGAAUAAGGGAGCCUAUCUUACGUGGUCGACGUAGAACUAUCUACACUGCUGGUCGGCCCCCUUGGUAUGAUUGUCAAGGACAGUUGAUUGAGCCUUUUGUCAUAGGUAGGUGUUUCCUUAUGUUAGAGAAUUUUAUGAAAUAAAUUGUUAUGCUAAGG
Molecule: messenger RNA, 378 nt
Organism: Macrobrachium nipponense
Lineage: Eukaryota; Metazoa; Arthropoda; Malacostraca; Decapoda; Palaemonidae
Product: uridine-cytidine kinase A-like
Exons: 2
Coding region: 16-363 (115 amino acids)
Source: RefSeq, a predicted model, not a curated record